Geodia barretti is the source of this 1557-nucleotide messenger RNA. The record is from the annotation of a GenBank genome assembly. NCBI's taxonomy places the organism in Eukaryota, Metazoa, Porifera, Demospongiae, Tetractinellida, Geodiidae.
UUGACCGGAGGCCAGGCCAUCACCGAGUCCCUGAAGGCCCAGGGCGUUGACACCGUAUUCGGCAUCAUCAGCAUACAUAAUCUCGACCUGUUCGACGCCCUGUAUGACCAGCAGGACAGCCUCCGGUUCAUUGGCGGGCGCCUGGAGCUGGGCGUCGGAUUCAUGGCCGACGGCUACGCCCGCGCCACCGGCAAGCCCGGUGUGCUCAUCACCAGCACCGGCCCCGGCGCCGCCGACUCCAUCGGAGCCAUGGGUGAGGCCUACUUCUCCGGUUCUCCCCUGCUGCAGGUGACCACCAACGUCGAGAGCGAAUUCCUCGGGCAGGGCCGCAACGCCACCCACGAGACCAAGGACCAGCUGCGCAUGUUCGAGGCCGUCACCGACUGGAACGCCAUGAUCGGCGAGAUCGAGUCCAUCCCCGACAACCUGAUGGAGGCUUUCCACCGUUUCCAGAACCGUCGCCCCCGUCCCAUCGAGCUGGAGCUCCCCACCGACCUGCUGGGCACCGCGCCGACGUGGAGAUCCUCGGCCAGGCGUCCGGCCAUCGUGGUUGGCGAGGAAGUGCAGAUGCUCGGCGGCACCAGCGAGAUCGUGCGGCUCGCGGAAGCCCUGGGAGCGCCCGUGGUGACGUCGGACGGCGCUAAGGGUGCGUUCCCCGAGGACCAUCCGCUGUCGCUGGGGCAGAUGCUCGGCCGCCGCAUCUGGGGCGAAAACCCCGUGCAGGAAUGGCUGUCCACCUGCGACGCGGUUGUCAUCCUCGGCUCGAUAAUGCCCCAUCGCUCCACCACCGGAGUCCAGCUCAAGCUGCCGGAGACCGUGGUCCACGUGCUGCUGGACGGCGACUCCAUCGGCAAGAACUACGACGCCACCGUUCCCAUCGUGGCCAACUCCCAGGCUGUGGCGCAGCAGUGGCUCGACGCUAUAGGCGGCAGCGACGUGAGCAAGGGCCAGUCGUACGCCGACGAGAUCGCGUCAGUCAAGAAGGACAUUCACAGCAACCUGCAGGAGACCUGGGGCAACGAGCUUCGUGCGUUCGAAGCAGUGCGGGAGGCCACGCCGCGCGACACCAUCUUUUCUCUGGACCCCACGGUGCCCGCCAGUAGGGCGGCCCGGUGCCUGCCCAUCUACGGUCCGCGACAGUACAUGCAUCCCCACGGCUGGGCCGGACUUGGGUUCUCGUUCCCUGCGGGCCUCGGCGCCAAGGUCGGCAAGCCCGACAGCCCGGUGGUCUGCAUAACCGGCGACGGCGGGUUCCAGUACAACUUCCAGGAGCUGGCCACCGCUGCCCAGUACAACAUCCACCCGGUCAUCCUGAUGUUCAACGACAACGCCUGGGGCGUCCUGAAGAAGUACCAGAAGGACCGCUUCGGCGACCGGCAGUUCGCCACCGACCUCGUCAACCCCGACUUCGGAAAGCUCUUCGACUCCUACGGAUUCGGCGCCACGCGCGUCUCCACCGUAGCCGAACUGGGCCCCGCCCUCGACUCCGCCAUAUCCUCCGGCAAGACCCACCUCGUCGAGGUCGCCAUACCCGAUGGAUUCGGCGCCUUGGUGUAG